Messenger RNA from Penaeus vannamei (Pacific white shrimp), 552 nucleotides. Lineage: Eukaryota; Metazoa; Arthropoda; Malacostraca; Decapoda; Penaeidae. The record is from RefSeq and is a predicted model, not a curated record.
UCUUUUUUUUUCAAUGUGUAAGAUGCCAUAUUUUAUUUUUGUAUUGAACAGUGGGAGAUGAGAUGAUCAGCUCCAUUGGUCGUGGAUUGUGUGUACUCAUUGGAAUCCAUAAGAAUGACACCUCAGCAGAUAUAGAGUUCAUGGUCCGCAAAAUACUGAAUACAAGAUUAUUUGAAGAUGGCAACGGGAAACGAUGGCAGUUAGGUGUUAAAGAUGCUGGGCUGGAAAUUCUGUGCGUUUCUCAGUUCACACUGUACUGUGAAUUGAAAGGAAAUAAACCAGAUUAUCGACAUGCAAUGGGAGGUGAAGCAGCCCAGCAGUUUUAUGAAGAGUUUCUUGGCCAGUUAAGGAAGCAGUAUAAAGGGGACAUGAUAAAAGAUGGCAAAUUUGGUGCUAUGAUGCAAGUUGAUAUCCAGAAUGAUGGGCCAGUCACUAUCAACAUUGACUCGCCGUCUAAGAAGGUUAAUGAGAAUUGUACAGAUAAUCAUCAGUGAUGACUAAAAAAAAUUGUAUACAUUUCUUAUGUAAUGUAAUAAAAUAAUAUAUUCUAGA